Molecule: messenger RNA, 2163 nt
Organism: Vigna angularis (adzuki bean)
Lineage: Eukaryota; Viridiplantae; Streptophyta; Magnoliopsida; Fabales; Fabaceae
Product: probable polygalacturonase
Exons: 6
Coding region: 349-1746 (465 amino acids)
Biological process (GO): carbohydrate metabolic process
Molecular function (GO): polygalacturonase activity
Source: RefSeq, a predicted model, not a curated record
CCACUCCUGUGAUAUGAGUUCAUCACCAUUUGAGUUUCUCUUUCUUCCCCCUUCUGGAGAGAGAGUUUGGAGGACUUGAAGAAGCGUAGGGUGGGGGGGUCCUACUGCUUAUUGUUUGGAGGGCAGUAACAGUCCCUGUCAAUGAUUUUUACUUGGGUGGUGACUCUCAUUUCAAUGACCCACCCAAUCAAUAUCACACUUGCUUAUUGCUGGGGUGGGGAUUUUAAUCAAUGAACCAAACCUCCUCCUCUUCACAUUUUCUCAUUUCACCCUUUCUUUUCUCUCUCGGUCUUUUUCAUCACUCCCAGUUACACUUCGAACAUAAAGGGAAACCUGGAUCUCACUAAUAUGAGCACACCUUCAACACACGUGGAAGUGCUUCUGGUACUUGCAUUGCUCAGUUGCAGCCCGGGAAUAGUAUGGAGCAACACACUUUGCCAGCAGACAAACGACGAAGUUCGACCUCACAGCGUCAGCAUCACCGAAUUUGGUGCAGUUGGUGAUGGAGUCACUCUCAACACAAAAGCAUUUCAAAAUGCCAUCUUCUACCUGAAUUCCUUUGCUGACAAAGGUGGAGCCAAGCUUUUUGUUCCGGCUGGUAGGUGGCUAACCGGUAGUUUUGAUCUCAUCAGUCAUCUGACUUUGUGGUUGGACAAGGAUGCAGUAAUUCUCGGAUCAACGAACCCUGAAGAUUGGCCAGUUGUUGAUCCUCUACCGUCGUAUGGAAGAGGAAGAGAGUUACCAGGCAGAAGGCAUAAAAGCCUCGUUUAUGGGCGCAAUUUGACUGAUGUGAUCAUAACAGGUAAUAAUGGAACUAUCGAUGGUCAAGGGAGUAUCUGGUGGAGCAUGUUUAGGAACAAAACUCUGGAUUAUACACGUCCCCAUUUGAUAGAAUUGAUGAACUCAACAGGGGUCCUCAUUUCAAAUUUAACCUUGUUGAAUUCUCCAUUUUGGACAGUCCAUCCUGUGUAUUGCAGCCAUGUUACAGUUCAGAAAGUGGCGAUCUUUGCUCCUCUUGAUUCUCCAAAUACCGAUGGGAUUGAUCCGGAUUCUUCUGACAACGUUUGCAUUGAGGACUGUUACAUAAGCACUGGUGAUGAUCUGAUUGCAAUCAAGAGCGGGUGGGAUGAGUAUGGCAUUGCAUACGGUCGUCCGUGCACAAACAUUGUCAUCCACAGGCUUGUUGGUAAAACUCAAACGAGUGCAGGGAUUGCAAUAGGAAGUGAGAUGUCUGGUGGUGUAUCUGAAGUUCAUGUAGAAGAUGUUCAAUUCUACGAUUCAAAUACUGCAAUCAGAAUAAAGACUUCUCCUGGAAGGGGUGGUUAUGUCAGAAACAUCUAUGUCUCAAAUGUGACCUUGAUUAAUGUAGAUAUUGCUAUUAGGUUCACUGGUUUAUAUGGGGAACAUCCAAAUGAUGCUUAUGAUCCAAAUGCUCUGCCUGUAAUAGAAAAGAUUACAAUCAAGGAUGUGGUGGGAGAGAAUAUAAAAACUGCAGGUCUUAUAGAGGGUAUAGAAGGUGACAAUUUUGUCAACGUUUGCCUAUCAAACAUUGUCCUUAAUGUGAGCUCAAACUAUCCAUGGAACUGCUCCUAUGUUAAAGGAUAUUCCGACUUGGUUCUGCCAGAAGCUUGUGAGCCUCUCAAAGAAAGGAUUUUCCCUGAGCAUUGUUCAGAUUGUUACUAUAUGUCAAAUCAAAUUCAGAGUUCGAAAGGCCAAAAUAGAGGUGCUUGGUUUAUGUCUUGGUAAAUUGUGGAGUUUAUAGCAGCAAUAUUGUGCUACUAAAGCUCACUUUAUAGCUGAAAUUUGAUUGGUGCAUUUUUUCAGCAGGGCAAAGAAACUUCAGGUGACAUAAGAGGUUGUGUAGAGUUGCCGAACUGUGAUUUUGCAUCUUGAGAAAGUUACCGAGAAAUGAUUGCGUUGUGUAGCUUGUGUGCAGUGACAAAUAAUUGAGUGGUUUAUCAGAAAUAGGAAGUUGGAUGAUUUCAUCAUGUCAUGCUUUCUCUAGCUAUGGCUUUGGAAAGAAAAUUACAAAGUUUUGUGUUUCAGUUUAUUCUAAGGGAAAGAGUGUUUUUUGCUGUUGAUAGAAGUGAGAUAUGGUUACUCUGACAUAGUUCCCUUUUGCCAAAAAAUUGAUCCCACUUAGGAGAUUUUGCAGUUGUACUA